Molecule: messenger RNA, 1740 nt
Organism: Daktulosphaira vitifoliae (grape phylloxera)
Lineage: Eukaryota; Metazoa; Arthropoda; Insecta; Hemiptera; Phylloxeridae
Product: UDP-glycosyltransferase UGT4-like
Exons: 5
Coding region: 1-1557 (518 amino acids)
Molecular function (GO): UDP-glycosyltransferase activity
Source: RefSeq, a predicted model, not a curated record
AUGAUGAAAACAUGUCCAUGGAUUUGUAUUGUUUUCCAUAUCAUAUUAUCUUUCAACCUACCAACAAAUGGAGAAAAUAUUCUUGUUUUUGCACCAUUGCCCAUUAAAAGCCAUUUUGGUGGUUUUCAAGCUCUUUUCCGAGAAUUGGCUUUUAGAGGUUAUAAUGUCACUGUCAUAAGUUUUUUUCCACUUGAUAAGCCUAUUAAAAAUUAUAAUGAAAUCGUUAUACCAUUCAAUAAAUCAUUCGAAACAACAAUUCCACCAAUGAUUAUGACUGGAAGACAUUUUUUAACUGUCAUACCGUUAUCGUGGUAUUUUACAGUUAAAAGAGCUUAUAAUGUUCUUUCAAGUACAGUUCUUCAAGAGUUUAUUCAAAAUGAUGAUUCUAAAUUUGAUUUAGUGUUAGUAUUUACAUUUGGCCAAUCAUAUUGCGUGACAUUAGGUCACAAAUAUAACGCACCUAUUAUAAAUUUAAAUGUUUUGAUGCUAUGGCAAAGCAAUUCUAAAUGGAUAGGUGAGCCUUCAACGUACUCUUACAUACCUGAUGCUAGAGCAGGUGUAACCCCAAAAAUGUCGUUUACUGAAAGAAUAAAAAAUAGCAUAAUAGGCUUUUUGCAACUCUAUCCCGAAGAUUUUAUACAUUUACCAAAGUAUAAAGAUAUAAUGGAUACUUUCUUCAAAUAUCCUGGUUGGGAAACUAGACCUUCAAUGGAGGAUAUGUUGAAAAAUGUUUCUUUAACUUUAGUUAAUGCUCAUUUCAGUGUCGGGAUAACGAGGCCAUAUUUACCUGGAACCGUCGAAGUUGGAGGACUUCAUAUUAAAGAGGCAAAGCAACUGUCUGGAAAAUUUUUAGAAUUCAUUGAGUCUGCAGAGCACGGAGUGAUAUACUUUAGUUUUGGUACAAUAGUAAAUCCCGUAUUACUUCCCAAAGAAAAAAUACAAGUUUUUGUCAACGUAUUUAAGAAACUCAAACAAAAGAUUAUGUGGAAAUGGAAAGGAGAAAUACCUUUUAACCUGUCAGAUAAUGUGAUGCUAAGGGAAUGGUAUCCACAAGAAGAUAUUUUAGGUCAUACAAACAUAAAAUUAUUUAUUACCCAUGGAGGUUUACACAGUCUUGAAGAAGCAUCAUAUAAUGCCAAACCUCUCAUUGGUAUACCAUUUUUUGGUGACCAACAUAUGAACAUGCGAAUUGUAGAAGAAAAAGGUUUUGGUAAAAUGAUUGAUAUACAAACAAUUAACGAAGAGUCUCUUCUGUCUUCCAUAAUUGAAGUUCUUGAGAAUCCCAAAUUCAAAGAGAACUCUAUUCGACAAAGUUCAUUAUACAAAGAUCAAGAAAUGAAACCUAUUGAUCGAGCAGUUUAUUGGGUAGAGUAUGUAAUUCGUCAUAAAGGCGCUAGUCAUUUGAAAAGUAAAAGUGUCGAAUUAAAUUCAAUUCAGUAUUUUCUUAUAGAUAUAUUAGUAGUUUUCUUAAUUAGUGUAGCAAUUAUUUUAGUGACUAUAUAUAUAGUUUUUAUAACUUUAAAAUAUACAUUUAUUUUUAAAACAAAAAAUGACUAAACCAGAAAUGUUUUAUGUGUACAAUUAUGAUAAAUAAUGUCUUCUCUAGUGAUAAAUAAGUAUAAUAUAAUCAAAUCAAAUAGUAUAAUAUAAUCAAUCAAAAAGCAUGUAAGUUAUUGUAUUUAUUUAAACAAUAAUUGUUAUAAAAUUAUAUAAAUAAAAAUUAUUUUUAUAACCAUUUUA